AUGGUAACCUAUGAAUGUGUGAAUGUCGAGAACACGUCGCGUCCGCUGUGGGCGCACGAGGUGCUGCAGGAGCUGCGCGACAUUUCAUCCAUGGCGAUCGAACACUUCGACGAGAACAUCGCCGGGGGUCUGAAAAGACUGCUGACCCAGCAGAAUCCACAUCAUCCGGUCCCGGUCUCGGUGAAUCCGUUCCCGAACAUCUGCUAUUAUCAGAACGAGUUGCCCGAAGUAUUGCCGGUGGAGAAGUUCAUGGUACCUUACGCAACCGUUACCCAGACGCCUGCCCCACCGCCACCAUCGCCCCCUGCAAUGGCCGGUCCCUCGACAUCUGGUACAAUGAUAUCUCUCUACUGCCAAAGCGGAUGCAACUCGAGUCGCGAAAACUGUGCAUCGAUCGUGCGUAUCAAUCUGAAGGCUCGCAAAAUGCGGUACGACAUCAACCGCAUCGAUCACACGAUGGCCAGCUUCAAGGCCGACUUGCGCAACAUACGGGUGCACAUGCUACGGCAGAACGCCGAAAUGAAGGACCUACGCCGCGGGUUAGUCGAAUCGGAGACCAAAAACCGUGAGCUGAUGGCCAAGAUCAAUCAGUUCAGCAACGACAACCCGCAGGCCGUCGCACUCAAGACGGAGCUGGCGAAGGACUCGAUCAAGCGCAGCAUAAAAUUCAUCAAACGGGCCAUCUCAGAAACGGAACCGGGUUUGUCCGGCUUCACGGCUGGGCUGCCUCACCCGGAUGGGGACUCGCUGUCUUCCGCCUUCGAUUCUGUGCCAUUUUCCCUUGGAACCUUCCCACUGCUGUCUUCGGACGAGGAAGAAUUUCUAACACCCACGACGACGCUAGAGGACGGCCCUAGUGCGGUCAAAAAGGUUCGAUUUAGCGAGUAAGCGUGGGUCUCCUUGCGCCUCCACUGAAGUAUUUUACUUGUAAGCGCGAGCCCCGGCCCACGAUGUGGCAAUAUGUUGUAUACCAACUGUAGAGCGUAGCGUAGCCUUUUGAUCGAACCGAAGGACAUUCGUCUCCCGUGCCGCCAUGCCGUUGCCCCGGGGCCAACGCGCUCGUCAGGCAGGCAGGCAG
Messenger RNA from Anopheles coustani, 1078 nucleotides. Its product is annotated as F-box only protein 28-like. NCBI's taxonomy places the organism in Eukaryota, Metazoa, Arthropoda, Insecta, Diptera, Culicidae. Bases 1 to 888 code for a protein of 295 amino acids. Gene Ontology annotation, biological process: protein polyubiquitination. The transcript has 3 exons. The record is from RefSeq and is a predicted model, not a curated record.